AUGCCCGUGAUCGCCGCCGUCGCCUCCGAGAGCGCGCCCUCGACGUCGCCCUCGGACACCUUGGACUUGACGCCGGGGACGAAGAGCGCGGUCGCCGCGGCGACGGCGAGCGCGCCGACGACGGCGUCGCCGACGAACGCGCCGACGAGAUCCGUCUUGCCAGCCUUGGCGUCGUGGGGGGUGGAGUCGAUAGGCGUCAGAAGCGGAGUUGAAAGGCGUCGAGGUGUGUCGGGAUUGAAUGCGAGGGACCCUGGGCGGAGAGAUGCGACGGGCAAAGUCCUUAAGAAACGGCGUUCACCACGCGGACGGGGUCGUACGGGGACCGGUGUGAGAAGAACGCACCUUGGCGCGCGCCUUUUUGGCAGCCUUCUCGCGCGCGGCGGCGGCUUUCGCCGCCUCCUUCUCCGCCGCGGCUUUCGCGGCAGCCUUCUCCGCUUCCUUGGCAGACUUCGCGGACUCCUUGUCCGCGAGCGCCUUCUUCGCGGCGGCCUCCUUCUGCGCGGCGAGGUCAGCCUUCGCCUUCUCCGCGGCGGCUUUCUGCGCGGCGGCAGUCUUCGCGGCGGCGGCUUUCUCGUCCGCCGCGGCUUGGAUCGCCGCGGCGUUCUGCGCGGCGCGCUUCUCAGCGGCCGCCUUGUCCGCCGCCGCUCUCGCGGCCUUCUCCUCGGCCGCCUUCUCGGCCGCCGCGGUCGCCUCGGCAGCCUUCUGCGCGCGCGCGCGCUCGGCGGCGUCGCGCUCGGCUUGCGCCGCCGCCGCCUUUUGCGCGGCUUGCUUCUCCUUCGCGGCUUGCGCCUCCGCGGCUUGCUUCUCCUUCGCGGCUUGCGCCUCCGCCGUCGCCUUCGCCGCGGCGGCAGCCUUCUCCGCGUUCGCCUGCUCGGCAGCCUUCUUCGCGGCCGCGGCUUCUUCGCGCGCCUUGGUGGCAGCCUCGCGCUCCUUCGCCGCGCGCGCGAGCUUUUCCUGCUGCGCCUUCUCCGCGGUCUCCGCCUUGUCCGCGGCUUUCUUCGCGGCGGGCGCGGGCGCGGGCGCGGGGGGCUCCGUCGGCGGCGCGACGAUCGACGGCAUCUCCACCGCGGGGAUCUCGAUGGACGGCAUCUCGAUCUUCGGGACGUCGAUCUUCGGGAUGGACGGCGCGCUGAACGACGGGAGCUUCGGGAGGGACAACGCCGCGCCCGCGCCCGCGCCCGCGGCGCCGGCGCCGGCGGUGGCUUUCUUAUCCGGCGUCGCCUCGGGGAGGGACGGGAGCUCGAUCGCGGGCAUCUCCGGCAGCUCGAUCGCAGGCAUCUCGACAGACGGUAUCGCGGGCAUCUCGAGGAGCUUCUUCUCGAACCCGGGGAGCUUGAACCCGCCGCCUUCGGCCUUCUUAGCCUUCUCCUCGCGCUUGGGCUUCUUCGCCGCGGCUUUCUUCUCCGCGGCGGCGGGCGCGGCGGGCGGCGCGGGCGCCUCGGUCGCCUCGCGCUCGAUCGCGACGCCGCCUUGCUCGUACGGGGACACGUACUUGUUCACCGCGGACGGGUACUCCACGCCGUACGGGUUCGACGCCGCGGCCGGGGCGGCAGCCUUCUCGCGCUUCGCCGCGUCCGCCUCCGCCUUGGCCUUAGCCUUGGCCUCUCUCUCCGCGUUUUUGGCGGCGAGCUGCGCGGCUUUGUCUUCGCCCUUCGCCGCCUCGCGCUCCGCGGCAGCCUUCUCCAUGGCAGCCUUCUUCGCGGCGGCGGCCUCGGCUUUCUCCGCGUCCGCCUUGGCUUUCGCUUCCGCGGCGGCAGCCUUGGCCUUGGCGGCCUCUUCCGCCUUGGCGGCGUCCGCCUUGGCUUUCGCGGCGGCUGCCUCCGCCUUUGCCUUCUCCGCGGCGGCGGUCUUCUCAGCCUUCGCGGCGUCCGCUCGCGCCUUGGCUUCCGCCUGCGCCUUCGCGGCUUGCUCCUUCUCCUUGGCAGCCUCCGCGGCCUUCUCAGCCUUCGCGGCCUCGGCUUGCACCUUGGCUUCCGCCUGCGCCUUCGCGGCUUGCUCCUUCUCCUUGGCAGCCUCCGCGGCCUUCUCAGCCUUCGCAGCCUCGGCUUGCGCCUUGGCUUCCGCCUGCGCCUUCGCGGCUUGCUCCUUCUCCUUGGCAGCCUCCGCGGCCUUCUCAGCCUUCGCGGCCUCGGCUUGCGCCUUGGCUCGCUCCGCCUCGCGGGCCUUCUCAGCCUUGGCUUGCUCCGCUUGCGCCUUGGCUCGCUCCGCCUCGCGGGCCUUCUCAGCCUUGGCUUGCUCCGCUUGCGCCUUGGCUUGCUCCGCCUCCGCGGCCUUCUCAGCCUUGGCUUGCUCCGCCGCCGCCUUCGCUUGCUCGGCUUCGCGCGCCUUCGCUUGUUCCGCGCGCGCCUUCUCGAGCUUCGCGGUCUCCGCCUGCUGCUUCUUGAGCUGCUCCGCCUGCGCCCUCUCGUCCGCGGCAGCCUGCGCCUUCUCUUGCUUCACGCGCUCGGCCUGGAGCUUCGCAUCCGCGGCUUCUUUCUUCGCCUUCUCCGCGGCUUCGGCCUUCGCGCGCGCGGCUUGUUCC
Messenger RNA from Micromonas pusilla CCMP1545, 2521 nucleotides. RefSeq lists its product as uncharacterized. The record is from RefSeq and is a predicted model, not a curated record. NCBI's taxonomy places the organism in Eukaryota, Viridiplantae, Chlorophyta, Mamiellophyceae, Mamiellales, Mamiellaceae. The transcript has a single exon. The annotation marks the transcript as partial.